AUGAGACCCUUCCAACACAUCCCCCGUAUCUUCCCCCUCCUCCUCCACCUUCUCCUUCUCCUCCCCACCCCAACCCACAGCGCCCCAACCGACUCCCCCCACGAUGCCGACAUCCCCCAAUCCUCCUACCUCGGCGGCACCCACGCCAUCUCGCCCUCCCACCUCCCCUCCUUCACGCACCUCUGGAACGCCAGCUUCGCAGCCAACGAAAAGCACUGGGCCCGACCCCUGCUCUACACGCUGCCCGACACCGGCCGCCAGAUCGUCUUCACGGCCUCGACCGAGAACCGGAUUCGCACGUUUGACGCGGUGACGGGGGAGCUGUUGAAGGAGCGGCAGGUGGCGCCUGCGUGGCCGACGGAGAUGGCGUUUUGUGAGCAGGUGGGGAGGACGGUGGGGAUUGUGGGGACGCCGGUGGUGUAUGUGGAGGAAGGGGUUGUGUUUUUUUAUGUUAAGAGUUAUAUUGAGGUCCCAGGCGGUGCCGCCCCUCCUCUCAAUGCCGUCACGUAUCUCUACGGUGUCUAUCUCGACACCCUGCUCGAUCUGUACAAGUUCCCGCUCUUCAUCGACGAUGUCCCUGCCGACAACGAUUCGCGCAAGAUGUUUCUGGGCGGGUUGGUGUUGCAGCGGCCUGCGCUGCUGCUGUUAGGGGAGGUGUUGUAUGCCGGGUUUGGGGGCAUGUGUGAUGCGUUUAAUUACACAGGCUCCCUCGUAGCCGUCAACCUUGCAACCCGCAAAACCUACCGCUGGACCACUCAAGCCGGCCCCACGUCCUCCUACACCCCGGACUGGACAUCCUGGCACGGCGGCGGCGCAGGCGGAAUCUGGCAAGCCGGCAUGGGUCUCUCCUCCAACGGACAAGACGUCUUCUUCACCAUCGACAACGGCUCCGGCUCCCAGAGCCCCAAUACCAGUACCACCCCCAAACCAGGAACCCAGUACGAAGGCGUCUUAUCCGAGACGGUAGUGCGGAUCCGACUCGACGAAGGCAGCGGGACAGGAGAAGCGGCAAAAGGGAUCCAGCUCGUCGACUUCUUCCGCCCGUUCGACUACCAAACUGACGCUGGGCAGGACAUUGGAAGCGGGAGUUUUGCCCUGCUCGAUCCGUCUACGUUUUCUACGCCUCAGGUGGCGCAGAUUGGUAUCGCGACAAGUACGAAUACGAAGCUGUACGUUCUCGAUGCGGGAAACCUGGGUGGGUACCGUAUGGGGCCCAAUGGUACGGAUGCGGCGCUCCAGGUUAUACAGUUGCCGGGUGAGGUGUUUGGUGGGGUGGGGAGUUAUCCGCUCGAGGGUGGAUGGGUUUAUGUGAAUAUGGGGAAUGGGCCGUUGAGUGCGUAUCGGUUUAAUGCUGGGGCGGGGGAGGGGGGAAAUGCUUCAACGUCGUCGUCGGGCAGUGAGUUGUUCACGCUAGCGGGGGUGGCCCCAUUUAACAAUCCGCAUUAUAACUUUGUGGGCGUGCCGACGGUGACGAGCGAUGAAGGGAAGGAAGGGACUGGGAUUGUGUGGGUUACGGAUGUGGACAAGGGGUUGUUGGCCUACAAGGCGGUUCCCGAGAAUGGGUCGUUGAUACCGUUGCCGUUGCCGAAGGUUGAGGGUGCAGUCAAGUAUUCGAGGCCGGUGUUUGGCGAUGGGAGGGUGUAUAUGUUUGAUGGGGUUGGGAGGUUGGUGGCUAUGGGAGUGAAGUAG
Messenger RNA from Plenodomus lingam JN3, 1689 nucleotides. The record is from RefSeq and is a predicted model, not a curated record. NCBI's taxonomy places the organism in Eukaryota, Fungi, Ascomycota, Dothideomycetes, Pleosporales, Leptosphaeriaceae.